CUAGUCAGACACUACUGUGUAAUACGAACUGGACAUUGAUUUUGGUCGUAAUUCAUGACAACGGAUAAAUAACAAGUGCUCUUUGAUUGACAGAUUACCAUGGAGUGGGGGAAAGCAUUGGAGUUUAUCGCUUGUUUCAUGGUUCUGCUGGCUGGGGCACUGGGGAGUGAAGAAUCUAAAGAUCAUGGCCAGCCACCACACAUUAUCUUCAUUGUAGCUGAUGAUUUGGGUUGGGAUGAUGUCAGUCUCCACGGUUCUAGUCAGAUCCUGACGCCAAACAUUGACACCUUGGCACAAGAGGGCGUAACGUUGACAAACUACUAUGUGUCGCCCAUCUGCACGCCAACGAGAAGCGCCAUCAUGACCGGCAAGCAUCCCAUACACACAGGUAUGCAGCAUGACACCAUAGGAGCCGACGAGCCGUGGGGAUUGGGUCUGGAUGAGAAGACUAUGGCCCAGCAUCUUAAAUCAUUAGGUUACAGUACUCAUGCAGUUGGAAAGUGGCAUUUGGGUUAUUUUGCCGAGGACUACAUACCGACAAGGAGGGGCUUUGAUUCUUUCUUUGGCUACUACAAUGGAAGAGGGGACUACUAUACCCAUGAAGAUACUGAGGGAGGGUUCGGCGGCUACGACCUUCACAAGAACGGAGAGGUUCAUUGGCCGGAUUUUGGUCAGUAUUCCACAGAAAUCUUUACCGAAGAAGCCCAGCAGAUUAUCAAGACGCACAAUGCAUCACAGCCUCUAUUCCUGUACCUAGCGCAUCAAGCCGUGCAUGCAGGAGUGUAUGGGAAGGACCUGGUAGAGGCGCCUCACAAGUACUACCAGAUGUUCCCCAAUAUUAAGACUGAAGGAAGAAGAAUGUUUGCAGCGAUGGUUGCAGGUUUGGAUGACUCUGUAGGCAACAUCUCCCAGACACUUCAAGAUGCAGGUCUCUAUAACAACUCCAUCAUCGUCUUCACAACUGACAACGGGGGACCCACCAACGGCUACGACGGCAACCACGCCAGUAACUGGCCCCUGAGGGGGUGCAAGCACACACUGUGGGAGGGCGGGGUGAGGGGCACUGCCUUCGUGAACAGCCCCCUCAUUGAGAAACCCAGACGCUUCAGUGACCGCAUGAUGCACGUCUGCGACUGGCUGCCUACGCUGUAUGGCGUAGCCGGGGGUGACCCCAAGGAGCUGACGAAUUUGGAUGGAUUUGACCAGUGGGAUGCUUUGUCAAAGUAAGUAAGAACUUUGUUA
Molecule: messenger RNA, 1242 nt
Organism: Strongylocentrotus purpuratus (purple sea urchin)
Lineage: Eukaryota; Metazoa; Echinodermata; Echinoidea; Camarodonta; Strongylocentrotidae
Product: arylsulfatase I
Exons: 8
Coding region: 100-1227 (375 amino acids)
Source: RefSeq, a predicted model, not a curated record